GUGGGCGGGGCCUUCCCGCCUCGCGCGUGCUAUAUCACGCGCCACCGCCGCCGUCGCACCGCUGUUAAGGAUGAGAGUGGCGGGCCCUCUUCUGUGGGCCAUGGCAGGACUCCUGUUGACACCUCUUCCUGGGGAAAGCACUAUUCAGCCCAGAUGUGACUUGUAUUCGUUGCCUGGAUGCCCACGGAACUUUAACCCAGUAUGUGGGACUGAUGGUGAAACAUAUGCAAAUGAGUGUAUGCUCUGUAUGUCAAACAAAGAAUAUGACAAGAAUAUCCAAAUAGCCUAUCAGUCUUCAUGCACAUGAGGCCAGCUUCAAGAAAGUGGAACAUACAUUAACCUGUAGAAAAGUUGAAAAUAUUGAAAUGUGUCUUCCAAGCUGCUAAACUGAAGCAAGCUCGUUUUUCCUUCUCUUACUUCUGAAUUGGCAUAUUACAGGUGUUUUAUUGAAAGA
Anolis sagrei ordinatus is the source of this 454-nucleotide messenger RNA. It is a transcript of the gene SPINK2, whose product is annotated as serine peptidase inhibitor Kazal type 2. The record is from RefSeq and is a predicted model, not a curated record. Gene Ontology annotation, molecular function: serine-type endopeptidase inhibitor activity; protein binding. Gene Ontology annotation, biological process: spermatid development; negative regulation of serine-type endopeptidase activity. Lineage: Eukaryota; Metazoa; Chordata; Lepidosauria; Squamata; Anolidae.